AUGUUCUUUUUCUUUGUUAUAUAUGGAACCUGCGCUACGGACGGUGAGGCGGGAGGCCAUGAGGCCCAUGAAGUAUUGCACAGUAGAGCAACGAUUGCUGCGGUUGACAAAGAAGUAAUCGAGUCUUUUCCUACUUUCCUCUAUUCAGAGGUUAAAGGGCUCAAGAUAGGCAAUGGUGGGGUUGAAUGUGCUAUUUGUCUAUACGAGUUUGAAGAUGAAGACACGUUACGUUGGAUCCCUCCGUGUAGCCACACUUUCCAUGGUAAUUGCAUCGACGUGUGGCUCUCUUCUCGGUCCACAUGUCCGGUAUGUCGUGCAAAUCUGUCUCUAAAACCUGGUGAGAGCUUUCCAUAUCCGUGCAUGGAUCUUGAAACGGGGAAUACACGAAGAAACGUUCUAGACGGACGUUCAUUUGUUCACCUAGGUAAGAAUCUAGAUCGAUUCACACUGCAGUUACCAGAGGAGGUGCAAAGAAAACUGGUUAGCUUGAAUCUGGUAAGGAGAAGCCAUAUGGCUUUACCUCAAGCCAUGAGUUCGAGACAGGGCUAUAGAAGCGGUUUCUUUCAAGGACAACAAACACUUACGCGUGCCAUAUCUAAGUCUCUCUCUUUCACUUUUCAAGCAUCUUCUGUUCGGUCCACAAUUGGCAGGGACGAUCUAGUGCUAGAGACUUCCCAAGUCAAGAACAAAGAUUUGGGUGAACAGUUGUUCCAACGCCUCAUGCGAGAUAAGGUUUAA
Molecule: messenger RNA, 738 nt
Organism: Camelina sativa (false flax)
Lineage: Eukaryota; Viridiplantae; Streptophyta; Magnoliopsida; Brassicales; Brassicaceae
Source: RefSeq, a predicted model, not a curated record